AAAACCUAUUUGGAUGACAAUACUUUAUGCUGUGCCAUCACACAGCUACUUUAUAUAAAAGGACAGCGGCACGGAGAGCGUCUAUUGAGCGCCAGUCUGGCCCCCCACCAAUGUAACAAUGGGAAAGAUCAUAUUCUACGAGGACAGAAAUUUCCAGGGUCGGCACCAUGAGUGCAUGAGCGACAGUGCUGACCUGCACCCCUACUUCAACCGCUGCAACUCCAUCCGGGUGGAGAGCGGCUGCUUCAUGGUGUAUGAGAGACCCCAAUACCUGGGCCACCAGUACUUCCUCCGCCGGGGGGAGUACUCCGACAACCAGCGCAUGAUUGGCAUCAAUGACUGCAUCCGCUCCUGCCGCAUGAUUCCCGUGCACCGUGGUUCCUCCAAAAUAAGAUUGUAUGAGCGUCCAGACAUGGGCGGCCAAAUGCAUGAGGUGAGCGACGAUUGCCCCAACGUCCAGGACCGCCUGCGUAUGUCUGACAUUAACUCGUGCAAUGUGGUUGACGGCCAAUGGCUGAUGUACGACCAGCCCAACUACAGGGGAAGACCCUACUACCUGAGACCCGGCGAGUACCGCAGAUAUAGCGAGUGGGGCGGCGCCAGUCCAAGGAUCGGCUCGCUCAGGCGAAUCACUGACUUCAACUAGAAGUCUUUUUCGAACCUUCUUCCUCUCUCUGUUCUCAAUAAACAUGCCCGGCUUAAACUGUA
Messenger RNA from Sebastes umbrosus (honeycomb rockfish), 708 nucleotides. RefSeq names its product gamma-crystallin M2-like. The coding region runs from base 119 to 646 and encodes 175 amino acids. Lineage: Eukaryota; Metazoa; Chordata; Actinopteri; Perciformes; Sebastidae. Gene Ontology annotation, biological process: lens development in camera-type eye; visual perception. Gene Ontology annotation, molecular function: structural constituent of eye lens. The record is from RefSeq and is a predicted model, not a curated record. The transcript is spliced from 3 exons.